Lineus longissimus is the source of this 10478-nucleotide messenger RNA. Its product is annotated as interferon-induced very large GTPase 1-like. The transcript has a single exon. Bases 86 to 6016 code for a protein of 1976 amino acids. Gene Ontology annotation, molecular function: GTP binding. NCBI's taxonomy places the organism in Eukaryota, Metazoa, Nemertea, Pilidiophora, Heteronemertea, Lineidae. The record is from RefSeq and is a predicted model, not a curated record.
CUCCUAUGUGCGCGGGAGUUACAUAGGGCUGUUCCGUGGGAAGGGUUCUCCUUUAUGCGGGGAAGAAAUUGCUUGUUGUAGUAGUAUGCUAUCUGGUAGUUAUCCCAAGGCAGAGGUUUCAAAAGUAAGCCUCGAUUUGACUUGUUCGGGAGGACUACAACCAGUCAAUACAGUCCUGAUUUGGUCGAUGGGCUUGCACCUUCUUGAAGAGUCCUGGUCAGUGCUUGAUAGAAAAUAUAUAGGUAUAUGGAAACUUAUCAACGAGAAUCGGAACGAUUUCCAUGAUUCAUCCAAACUUGCAGAGAUUAUUAGGGAAGCAUGGGAUACAAUGAAAGGUGUAGAUUUAGAGAGCAGCACCGUCCUGUCAGGUGGAGCUGAAGCUACACCCCAAGAGAUUAGGCCUAACUUAGUGAAUACGUUCGAUCUGCUGAAAGAAGCCAGAGAUGCUAUCUUGCCCAAGAUUUUGACAAAUCCAAGAGAGGCUACUGGGGACCUAGCCACCCUGGUGUUCAAACUCCGUGAAACUCUGAAGGCAUGCAAAGAUAACCACCAGCAUGCUUUUCUGAUCACAAUGACCCAAGGCCUAGGCUAUGACAAAAGUCAAAUGCAUUUCAGAAGCACUUUGACGCAAGAACAAUUGAGUAAUUUUUGUACUGGUCUUGAAGUGGCUUUCCAAGCUUUCUGCCGUUAUGCUUCUGAUGGCAAAAUGCAGCUUGAGGCAUACCUAGUUCAACUUGCACUCGAGCCACCAUUUGGUGACAAGGGAUCAUCAACUGACCGUCUCAUGAGAGUUAGUGUUGCCUUGGAAGACUUUCAGUGUGAAAUAAGCCAAGAAAUCAAUGAAGCACGCAAUCGGUUCCUUCCAACAGAAGACUGGCCUGGCCUCACCGUCAUCCUUGAAAAGCUCAUGAAUGGCGACAGAGAUGCGAUCAAUAAGAAACCAGAACCAAUCAUCAUCGAGGACAUUGAGCAUAUCCAUUCAAACCUUAUACCCACAGCAAAGACUGCUCAGCUUGGCAGUAAAUUUCUGAAUGUUUCCGAGAAAGAGAAAAGAGAACCGCCACAAGCCCGCCAACGAGCACUGCUUGAACAGCUGGGUUUGCUGGACUUUUAUCCACGCAAGAUCAAACUAAAUCAUGUAAUUGCCAUCAAUAAAGGCAAUAAACUGCAACAGGACAAAUUUGAUCUGGUUGACAUCCCUUUGGCUAUAUUAAGGCGGUUUAUUAUGAUCGAUUAUCGGGGGAGAAAUACUGCUUGGGAAAGGCAGCUCACAGGUGAUACCAGUAGCGGACAUGUCGAUGAUGACUUUCUGAAUAGCAUCAUGGCAGGCUUUGAUGAUGGGUCAACAAGUGAGAACAUUCCCAAUCCACUAGAUAUUUUCUUAGCUACAUUUAGCUGCUGCGAUUUGAUGUUGUGUCAGGUCAUACUUGAAAAAAUGAACAUGUGUCGUCUUGCUGUUCCAUUUGUCAUGCCCACUUCGUCGCAUGGAACAAACCUGACUCUCUGCCUGUGGUCCCUGAGGAGUAUUGUUGUUGAGUGUGCAAAUGAGAGCACGGCCGAGUCUGCAUUGGUUGAGUGUCCAAUGAAGGUUGUUUCCUUCGUCAGAAUUGGGGAAUCGUCACUUUCAAAGUCACAGCUACUGAAUGAAGUACUCAAUGGACAAAGUCAUCACACCUUUUUCAGUAAAGAAUCGUGUAGUUUAGGAACUUCUGCGAGAACAAUAUCUUGUGGCCUAAUUGAGGCCGCAUGGUAUCUUCCUAGUCGGAAAGAGAGUGACAUAUUGGAUAGUGUAACAAUGUUUCUUAACCUGCGGGGGAAUGCCUUCAGCUUCAAAAGACAACUAUCCCUGAUAAGUUCAAUAUCCGCAGUUGUGACUGUGGUUGUCGACAUGGAUUCCCUUGGUAAGUCCGACACGAUUGCGGCAUUGCACACAAUGUUCCAAAGCAAAGUUAAAGCUAUUCUUCUCCUUACAAGCUGUUCCAGUGCACCAAACAUGCAAACAGUGCGACAACAACUGAGAGCAUUCAUAGAUGCCAUCGGUGAAAGCAACAUGGCAUCACUUACAACUGUGUUUUGCUUCAAGGCUGGGAAACAAAAGACACUACCCGAGAUAAGACAUGAAAUUCACCAAAAGCUGUCAGCGAUUUCAAAGGCAAGCGAUCACAUCACAAUGGAGAACAUUGUCGUCCAAUCAGAAGCGUUAUUGAUAGACAUUGACGAAAAUGAUCAUUUCUGUGACCAAGGAAAACAAUUUGCCACGAGUAUCCUGGUACAUACAAGCAAUAUGUCACUCACUGACGUAAAGUCAAAGCUUCUCCCAAUACAGAAAGACAUUUGGCCCCAGUGGAGCAAAUUGCUGAAGAAGCAACACCGAACAACGGGAAAGGACCGCAAGACCCCUUCUGCCACUGAGGAAGAACAGCUGGGACACAAGAUGGCACGAUUGAGAGCAGAGCAGCUCGAUCGGUGUCGAACGCUUACCCCAUUACUUAAAGCAUUCAUAGAUAUACUUUGUCAAACCAUUGAAAACGCAGAUCUAGUCCAAAUGGUUCUUCAGUGGCUGAAGUUGUACUUUGACAAAAAAUCACGGGAUGAUUUGCCGGGUCUUAGAAAACAAUACAACAAACUUUGGGCUGAACUGAAGGCUGCGAAAGGAAAGACAGUAAAUGACCCGAAGUCUGUCAAGGAAUUGGAAGAAAGAGUACGAAGUGCCGAGAUCAGUUUGGCUGAGGCGUCCUGUGGGCUUGAACACCUCCUCCGAGAAGUAGGUCAGCUUUAUGAGGCCAGCAAAGAUAGCAAUGUCCCCUUGGCUCCAAAUACCCAGAGGGUGAUAGAUCAGCUCCCGAUGAUAGCUGCUAAACUGAUUCUUCUUGGCCACCCAAUAGAGUUUAUGGACGGAGAUGCUGCAAACGUCCCUCUGACAUGGGUUCAGGCAAUAUUAACAAAUCUUGCCUCUCUAACAGGAGAGAAGCGAGUUUUUGUCCUGUCGGUCCUUGGAAUCCAGAGUUCAGGCAAAUCAACAUUGUUGAACACCAUGUUUGGUCUCAGAUUUGCAGUGAGUGCGGGUAGAUGUACAAGAGGUGUGUACGUUCAGCUUGUCGAAGUAGACAGAUCGGAGACAGGUUUACCUUUUGACUACAUCAUGGUUGUGGACACGGAGGGUCUUCGGGCCCCUGAACUCUGUCACGAUAAACACGAGCAUGACAAUGAACUGGCUACCCUCGCGAUUGGGCUAGGGGAUGCCGUGUUUUUGAACAUCAAGGGGGAAAAUAUGGCAGAAAUGAAAGAUGUCCUCCAGAUUGCUGUGCAUGCAUUUCUGCGCAUGAAAGUUGUCAAUGUAGAUAUCAAACUCCAACAGACAUGCGUGUUCAUUCAUCAGAAUGUUUCCGCUGCAAACGCUAAACAGAAAAUGGUACAUGGUCGACAAAGUCUGUUAGAUAAUCUUGAUAAGAUGGCGAAAGAAGCUGCUGAUCUUGAGAGGUUGAAGGGUAUACAGUCAUUUAGCCAAGUAAUUGACAUUGAUGUCAACAAAUCGGUGUGGUAUUUUUCUGAUCUCUGGCAAGGGGACCCACCCAUGGCUCCAACAAAUCCAGGAUACAGUGAGAGUGUCCAGAGUGUAAAGGAAUAUCUCUUAUAUGAGGUAUCAAAACAGAAAGAGAGCAAUUUCCUUUCCGUGUCAAACCUGAAGAAACGAAUUCAAGAUAUCUGGAAAGGAAUUCUUGCUGAUGAUUUUGUUUUCAGUUUUAGGAACAGCUUGGCAGUCAAGGCAUACAGUGGGCUUGAGGACAAGUACCAAGAAGUUGCAUGGGUUAUCGAACAGAGUGUCAUGAAGUGGUAUUCAGAAACCGCAUCAAUCAAACUUAAACGGUGUGAAACAGAAGAAGCACUUGAAACUACAACAGCCGAUUUGCUCAACGAACUUGAAACCUUGGUUGAAGACCACACUGCAGAACAACAGAGGGAACUUGAAGAAUUCUUUCAGAAAAAUCCUCUGCAAGAAAUAAUAAUUCAGUGGAAAGCGGAGAAGGCCGGUUCUCUGCAGACCUUCGCUGAUCAGAUAGUGCGAGAGACAAAGACUGCCAUUUGCCAGAAGAAAGGCAUUUUGGUGUUUGAACUAAACAACCGCACCAAGCAGGACCAACUCAGCCAGAUCAUUGUGGUAAAGGCAUCACAGUUGGCGGACGAUAUGAAGGGGAAAUCGUACGAUGAGGGGGAAUUGCGCCCGAAAUUUAAUGAAAUGUGGACUCGAUGGAUUUCAGAACUUGCACCACCCAUUCCACCCUCAGAAAUACCCAUUUCUGUUAUAGUAGAGUCAAUACUUUGGGACCGACUGAGGGCAUAUUCACCAGCACUAAGGAUAGAACUAAAAAAACAUCGCUUGGAUAAAUCAUUGGGGACAAAUAAACUGUCCGGAAGCUUUAGCGUCACACAACUAGCUUCUAAUGACAUAUCUGAAAAAAGGACUAUCACAUCAAGGGUGACAUCGACAAUUUUCGGUGAUGGUGGAAGAUGGGAUACAUGCAAGCAUCAUAUCCUGGUCAUUGUUCAGAAAGCAUUUGGAAAGAUCGAUGUGUACUUGAACAACCUACUGUCAAAAGACACAGGUUUUCAACAAAGUUUCGCAACCGUUGUAAUCAAAAUGGUAACGGAUGAAGUCAAAAAACACACCAGAAUGAACGCCGAACGUGAUGAAUUUACAUUGACAUCUACAUUCAUUGUGAAACUAGCAGUACAUGUAUGUCGCCAUGCCGUUGCUGUUUUCACGAAGCUGAGUGGGGAUUACAUUAAGAGACACAGUCAAGCGACAAAGUUGCAAGAGUUCAACGAAACCGCAUUCAAUAUGUUUUGGAACAAGGUCAAAAACUGUACAAAUGAGAGGAUAGCAGCAGAUCUCUUCUUUGAUCGACUAAAAGAGCUCAUAAAAACAAAGAUAGAAGAGAGCAUGCCCUUUGCAGUAAUCGAUGAUACUUGCACACACUUUGUUAAAAAGUACCACUUGAUCAUAGCUAUCCUAGAGGAACUAGCCAACACGGGAAACUUUGACAACUUCAAGUCCUACAUACAGGACUCCAAGGUCCACGCACUCAAAUGGCUCACAACUCACAUCAAUCGUAAAUUCUUUCUCCGCCAGAAUGGAGUGCAAACCAAGUAUGCAGAAAUGGCCGAGGUGCAGCUAAAGCAAAUCAUUAAAGGGGUGAAGGAGGGUAUAAGGUACGCUUCCAAUCGUCUACAAGAUGAGGAGGCUGGAAAUAUGCAACAGUGGUUGAAGUACUUUUGUGACGGGGUUGAAUCUGUCCUGCCUGUUCGAGAGCUACAGAUGAUAACUGUCACCCAGCAGGGUGUCAGCGACCUGUCCAACUUCCAGAAUCUUCUUCUUGAUCAAGACCGCUUGACCUUGUUAGAGCAUCACAUACUAGAGAGUUUCCAGGCCCAAACAGAUGCUAUAAAAUGGAAAGGAAUGACGCCUUACCAAAAGGUUCUCGACAGGUUAUGGGGAUGCGGGGCACAGUGUCCUUUCUGUAAUGAACCUUGUCAGUGGAUGGAUCCAGAUCACUGGAAUGGAAGGGACAAAAAAGUGAGUCACCAAUGCAUCCAACAUCGCCCAGGGGCGAUAGGAGGAGAUCGCUGGGACUCGGAUUGCUGUGUCGACCAUAAUCAGCAGAGAAUGUACAAAGACCAACUGAGCACAGAAUCAUGUCAUUAUUCCGUCCAAUGGAAAGACGUAUUGUUUAGCUGUAGAGAUGCACAUUACGAGUGUCGUAAACAGAAUAGGUGUACUUGUACUGAUACAGGGCGUGGUGAAUAUCAUACUUGGGUGGAUUACAAAAGUGUCCUGCCUGACUGGGACAUAGCUCCUAGCUCCACUAACGAAAAUGCAAAGUACUGGAUGUGGUUCUUGAAGACGUACAAAUAUCAGCUCAAAGAUCUUUAUAAAGCCAAGCUUCCUAACAUCCCUAAAUCAUGGGAGUCUAUUACCAAAGACAAGGCAAUUGAAAGCCUGAGGGUGUCGUUUUAAUGCAAUAUCCCCCCCCCCCGCAUAUUUCUGACCAUCAGUCAGGCCAGUGUGUUGGUGUGUAGCUGGUAGCUGGGCGUACCACAUGUACAAUGACAGAAGAACCAGGUUUGGGGUUGAAACCAUGUUAUGACAACCAUAGACCCCCCCCCCCCCCCCGACCACAAUAUAUAUAGUUAGUAGUUAGAGUCACAGGGAUGCCUCUGUCAUAGGCAAAUAGAGGGAUGCAAGUACUGGAUACAUUGUACGAUUUAGCUGUAUAUUAUGUGAGAUUUACUGUCCACUGUAUAUCCAAUCUAAGAUUUAGCUUUUACCGUGUGGGAUGGUGUGUUGAUAGCCAGAUGCCAUUGAAAGGAAUAAUGAUAUCACUUGAUCAUUGAUAGUUUCUAUUACAAGUGAAUAAAAAAGGGAUGAUAUUAUUUUCAGUUCAAGGCAAUGAAAGAAGUGCAUGCAGGGACUACAUGUAUGCAACGUAUAUAAUAAUCCACUAUGUAUACUUUUUAUGUAUAGUAUUAUAUCAUUAUUAGUUUUCAGUGUACAUGUUGUAAGGCACCAUAUGCCCACCAAGGAUUUUAAACAUUGAUGAAUUGAUCACUAACUCAUUUCCUGUUACUGUAAAGUGCUCAAUUUUUACAGGCGUUUUAUUUUGAAGAUUUCGUGAAUAAGCUACAUUUGAGAUUUCCAAUUAAAAGCGGGAAAAUAUUUUUUCCAGAUUUUUUUUGAGAAGCGCAACAAUGAUAAUAAAUAGGGGCAAAAACUGGCAGUUGAGUAACAGAACUGUGUGAAUUUUAACCCUUGAAGCUCCAUGAUGGUCACGCACUUUUAAUAAAGUUUUUAAAAGGCGUUUUCCCAUAAAAAUUUUACCAUCUACAUGCUCAUAACUUUUCUCGAGACGUACCCUAGGAGGAAAGUUUCACAGCCAAAUAGACCUAUCCUAGCCUGUGAAAUUUUCUUUGAACAUUAUGCAUGAUAAUUUCUGGGUUUGGGGGUUUGAAGUUAGAGGGUUGAUUUUUGACGGCCGGCUUUUAACUCGCAAAUCAGUUUUUUCACUACGACGGGUUAAAUAGAGCCUCAAAGACUGAAACUUUUUCACACCUCUUAUUCACAAUUCAAGAAGAAGCAUACUUUGAACGGAAAUUACCCUUCAACUGGUAUGGUGAGACCACUAUAGAUCUCAAACUGAACUAUUUUCAAAGGAAUAUCUUAUCAUUUUCAAUUGAAAGAAAAGGGCGAUGCCUUAAUACAGUUCCAUUGUAAAGUGAGAUUUACUGUCCACUGGCACUGUAUAUCCAAUCUAAGAUUUAGCUUUUACCGUGUGAGAUGGUGUGUUGAUAGCCAGAUGCCAUUGAAAGGAAUAAUGAUAUCACUUGAUCAUUGAUAGUUUCUAUUACAAGUGAAUAAAAAAGGGAUGAUAUUAUUUUCAGUUCAAGGCAAUGAAAGAAGUGCAUGCAGGGACUACAUGUAUGCAACGUAUAUAACAAUCCAUUAUGUAUAAUUUUUAUGUAUAGUAUUAUAUCAUUAUUAGUUUUCAGUGUACAUGUUGUAAGGCACCAUAUGCCCACCAAGGAUUUUAAACAUUGAUGAAUUGAUCACUAACUCAUUUCCUGUUACUGUAAAGUGCUCAAUUUUUACAGGCGUUUUAUUUUGAAGAUUUCGCGAAUAAGCUACAUUUGAGAUUUCCAAUUAAAAGCGGGAAAAUAUUUUUUCCAGAUUUUUGGAGAAGCGCAACAAUGAUAAUAAAUAGGGGCAAAAACUGGCAGUUGAGUCAACAGAACUGUGUGAAUUUUAACCCUUGAAGCUCCAUGAUGGUCAUGAUAUUCUCGAGACGUACCCUAGGAGAAAAUUUUCACAGCCAAAUAGACCUAUCCUAGACUGUGAAAUUUUCCUUGAACGUUAUGCAUGAUAAUUUCUGGGUUUGGGGGUUUGAAGUUAGAGGGGUGAUUUUUGAUGGCUGGCUUUUAACUUGCAAAUCAGUUUUUUCACUACGAUGGGUUAAAUAGAGCCUCAAAGACUGAAACUUUUUUACACCUCUUAUUCACUAUUCAAGAAGAAGUAUACUUUGAAUGGAAAUUACCCUUCAACUGGUAUGGUGAGACCACUAUAGAUCUCAAACUGAACUAUUUUCAAAGGAAUGUCUUAUCAUUUUCAAUUGAAAGAAAAGGGCAAUGCCUUAAUACAGUUCCACUCUACAAAAAGGCAUCGCACAAUUAUCUGGUUUCUAUUGUAAGUGAUUAGCAGCCUUCAUUUUAAAGUGAGGCUUGAAAGGAAUUAGCAUUAUUAUUGUUUUGGAAGAAAUGGAUGAUUACACUUAUACUACAAAUCAUUCUUUUUUUGAUUUGUUGAUUGUUUGUAAGAGAGAUAUAUACAUGUUAUAUUUUAUCAUAUUCUGUUGCAAGAAUUCCCAUUUCCAUUGGAGGAAAGAUACCAUAUUUUGGAAUACUGUCAACCUUUGUACCAAUUUUUGCAGAACAGGUCAAAGAUGCUAAAUUGAUUUUCCGGGUUACUGUAAAUAUUUUGUUCAAAUCAGAAGGUGAGACGGUGUCAAUAUCUCUGUCCACUGAAUAAAUGGUGCGAAAUGUAUUUUCUGGGCAUCUGAGAGCUGUAGUUACAGCAGAAAUAGUUUUUCAUUUCUUGGGGAGAGGCGCUCUGAAAAUUUGCUCGCCAACGAAAAGAGUGUGCAUUAGAGGCACUUGCCACAUCCUUUUUAAAUCCGUGACUGAUUUAUCAGUUCGCCAGGUUUGGAAAGGCUAGAAGAGUGACUUUUCACAUGCUUUGGCAUGAAAGGGAUGAUGUCAUUUCCAUUAUAAGAAAGGGGAGGAUGUUAUCACAAGUUGAUAUUAGAAAAGUAUGAAUAGUUUGUUAUUAAUUUCAUUGCAAGCAUGGUAUAUAUUCCGCUUCCAUUUUUUUAUUUCAAGACGUGGGUUAUGUUAUCACAAAUUUAUGUUCACAAAUUGUAAUCAGUUUAAUUACAAGGAAGUUUUCAUUACAAGAAAAAGGGAUGUUAUCACAAUUUUGUACUACAAGAAAGCUUAUUAAGAUUACUGUUUCGUUUUAGGAGAGACGUGAUUAUAUGUACAGCACAAGUAGUUUUAACUGAAAAAAACCCAAGGCGAAUCAAUACUACAUAGCAUCUCCUUAUACUUUAAGCCUAGAGGCGAUUUUGGCCGAAUGGUUUCAAAAAGUGUAUUAAGGAGUAGUGAUAAGCUAGUGGAAGGUUGACGAUAUUUCAACUUCUAUAGCAAGAGAGUAAUAACUUUACGAGAUUUUAUUGUAGGAGGAAUUACACAUUUAGCUACCAGAGGUUUUCAACAAAAUAGCCAUAUUCCUAAAUUUAAAGGUACAUGUACAUCGUUUCAAGAUCGACUGCAGUGCCAUCUCGCAAUAAGGCGAAAACAGAAUGACUUUUCACGAGAUGCUGUAGGAACUUUUCGCCAAGAUUACAGAAUUUGCCUCAGGUAUAUAAGUUACCCAUGUUCUACAGAGGGUGAAAUCAGUGAUUAGUAGCUAAAAGGGUUGACAAGAUCGUGUUUUCAUUGUAAGAAUAGAAUUACAUGUUUUAUGUUUUUAUUGUUUCCUGUGUAAAAGAUGAUCCUAUCAUCCGAUUGCAUUCUGAAGAAGAUGCAGAGAUGAUGCUAUAAUAAGUUUGCAUUCUGAAGAGGAUGUUUUCAGACUUGAUGUCGAGUCAGUAUACAAACCUCCUAAGGGGCAGUCCAUUACAAGACAAGUCCUGUGGAGGGUCAGGGCACACUCUUAAAAUUUAUUAGUAAAACGAACAACUAAUCUGGUACAUUGUAGUUCCUAUUGUACCAACAGUGAAAUUAGUAAAACGUGUAGUAAAAGAUAAUCACUAAAAUGGUUAAGAAUUCGAUAGUUAAAGCUUAUUUGUUAUUUUACAGUCGGUGCAAUAGGAACUACUUCGUAUCGGAGUGGUGAAAAUGAGUUAUUUUUUGAGUGCAAUCUCCAAGCAGAUCAAAGGAUAUUCUCUCUGCUAACUCAGAUUUCCACCAUACCAAGUGGUAAUGGGUGUGUCACAGGCAUGUGGCGGUACGAGCAUAAACAGGUCAAUUAGCAAUGAUGUGGCAUGCGCACUAAUGUGCGACUCCAAUAUGUGACAGUUCGAACAAAGUUGAAGGCCCGUUUCCACCACAGCGGGUGUAGUCAUGAUUUUCCGAUUUUCACAGGCUGUUGAUGUCCAAUAACAAUAAUUAAUGCCAGACAUUGCAACAACCUAUAUCUGUUGGAUUUAUGUGUUUUCUAUAUACAAAAAACGAGUUUCUCACGAUUUCUGCUGUGGUGGAAAUAGGCGUUCGUACUGUGGCAACAUGUUUGAGCCAGUUACGGAAUGAUACACAUAGGCCAAUACAGAUAUUGACUUAUUGUGCAGGUGCCCCUCAACUGGCUCAAACAAGUUAACACAUUAUUUUGAUAAAUCCAUCUAUCCAUUGGCUUUCUGUAAGAUGCUGGC